Messenger RNA from Grus americana (Whooping crane), 1680 nucleotides. It is a transcript of the gene FLOT1, whose product is annotated as flotillin 1. Bases 155 to 1441 code for a protein of 428 amino acids. The record is from RefSeq and is a predicted model, not a curated record. Gene Ontology annotation, cellular component: plasma membrane. NCBI's taxonomy places the organism in Eukaryota, Metazoa, Chordata, Aves, Gruiformes, Gruidae. The transcript has 12 exons. Gene Ontology annotation, biological process: regulation of receptor internalization; positive regulation of cell-cell adhesion mediated by cadherin; protein localization to plasma membrane.
GCUGACGGGAUCGUGGCGGUCCGGUGGCGGGUGGGGCCGCGCUGCAGCGGGAGGAACUGAGCGGGGGGGGGGGGGGGAAGCGGUUACCGGGAGGAGCGGGGGGGGCUACCGGGCGUCUGGGGCCUCUCUCCGGUCUCUGCUGGUCCCCGCCGAGAUGUUCUUCACGUGUGGCCCCAAUGAGGCCAUGGUGGUGUCGGGUUUCUGCCGCAGCCCCCCCGUGAUGGUGGCCGGGGGGCGGGUGCUGGUGGUGCCGUGUCUGCAGCAGAUCCAGCGGAUCUCCCUGAACACUCUGACCCUCAAUGUGCGGAGUGAGAAGGUCUACACCCGCCACGGCGUCCCCAUCUCAGUCACCGGCAUUGCCCAGGUGAAGAUCCAGGGGCAGAACAAGGAGAUGCUGGCGGCCGCCUGCCAGAUGUUCCUGGGCAAGUCAGAGAGCGAGAUCGCCCAGAUCGCCCUCGAGACCCUGGAGGGACACCAGCGUGCCAUCAUGGCCCACAUGACCGUGGAGGAGAUCUACAAGGACCGCCAGAAAUUCUCGGAGCAGGUUUUUAACGUGGCCUCGUCCGACCUCGUCAACAUGGGCAUCAGCGUGGUCAGCUACACCCUGAAGGACAUCCACGACGACCAGGACUACCUGCACUCGCUGGGGAAGGGACGCACGGCCCAGGUCCAGCGCGACGCCCGUGUGGGGGAGGCAGAGGCCAAGCGGGACGCCGGCAUCCGUGAGGCUCGAGCGCGCCAGGAGCAGGUCUCGGCGCAGCUGCUGAGCGAGACGGCGAUGGCGCAGGCCCAGCGCGACUUCCAAGUGCAGCAGGCGUUGUGCGACGCCGCCGUCAGCGCACGCAAAGCCCAAGCUGACCUGGCCUACCAGCUGCAGGUGGCGAGGACGAAGCAGCAGAUCGAGGAGCAGCGGGCGCAGGUGCUGGUGGUGGAGCGGGCGCAGCAGGCGCAGCUGCAGGAGCACGAGAUCGGCCGUCGCGAGAGGGAGCUGGAGGCCACCGUCCGUAAACCUGCCGAGGCCGAGCGCUACCGCCUCGAGCGCCUGGCCGAGGCCCAGCGGUCGCAGCUGAUGAUGCAAGCGGAGGCCGAAGCUGAGGUCAUGAGGGUGACGGGGGCAGCGCGGGCAGCAGCGGUGGCAGCGCGGGCGCGGGCGGAUGCGGCGCAGACGGCGGCGAAGGCCGAGGCGUUCGGGCAGUACCAGGAAGCCGCCGUCGUGGACAUGGUGCUGCAGCGGCUGCCCCAGGUGGCGGAGGCGGUGGCCCAGCCGCUGCUGGGGACGCGACGAGUGACGUUGGUGGCCGGCAGCUCCGGUGACAUCGGGGUGUCGCGGCUCCCGGGGGAGAUCCUGGAUGUUGUCACCCGCCUGCCCGCCGCUGUCGAGGCCCUCACGGGUGUCAGCGUCACCCAGGCCACCCAGAAGAAGUCCGAGUGCCAGGCUUGAGCCAGGGCCACCGUGUCCCCGAAGUGCCACCGCGUCCCCGAAGUGCCACCACCCCCCUGGAACCCCUGUGUCUCCGAUGAGCCACCACCUCCCAGUGAUACCAGUGUCCCCGUGGUGUCACCACCACCCCCCCCCAGCCUCUGUCCCCCCCAUGGUGUCACCACCCCCGCUGGCAUGUCCCCAAGGUGGGGGGGGAAAUGUGUCCCUUUGUCCCCAAAUCAUUAAAGCUGCUACGCAGA